Alternaria ventricosa is the source of this 915-nucleotide messenger RNA. RefSeq lists its product as uncharacterized. The transcript has a single exon. The record is from RefSeq and is a predicted model, not a curated record. Lineage: Eukaryota; Fungi; Ascomycota; Dothideomycetes; Pleosporales; Pleosporaceae. The coding region runs from base 1 to 915 and encodes 304 amino acids.
AUGGAUGCGUUUCACGCAGCGAAACGUAGCGCUAUAACCGCCAUCAAACGGACCUUGGAAGAAAUUGAUCGUUGCAUCAUGGUUCGCGAAGCUCCUCGCUAUCAUCGGCUGUGCCAGGAGAUGCAAGAUGGCCCUGUACCCCUACCCAGGGAAGUCCGCGAUAUAAUCUAUGGAUACAUGUUUCAAGACUCACGUGUCUUGGUAAGAGAAGAAAGCGGAAACUCCGGCCCCAUCGAUCAUCCCCUAGACUGGCUAAAAGAAAGGUCUAUCCCUUACAGCUAUCUACUGAAACCAACUGGCUAUUUCGAAGACUACCCUGUCAUAAGGCAAGAGUUGAUCACAGCGUGGUACAGCAGUUCUACCUUCUAUAUCGGAGAAGCCAACACCAUCAAAACCUUUCACUCUCGGUCUCAAUGGAGUGCUGGCUUCGAACCACUGAAGCAUGUACGAAAAGUAGAAAUAGCGAUGCCUGAACACGACCUCACGGUCAAUCAGACCGGCUACUCGCAACAGCUCAACUCUCUCUUCGUACUCGAAAAGAGUGCUACCAUUGCCAUCGGUUUAUGGGAUCUCAUUCCGGAGGGAUCUGACUUGAUGGACCCGUAUGUUCCUACAAUGAAAGAAUAUGCGGGAUUCGCGGGAUGGCUAUUCCCAGUACUGCGGCGCCUGACAAUUGCCGGAUACAAGGUUAUCGUGAAAUUGGAGUGUGACCUGACAUUCCUGGUAGAACCGGAGGAGACUACUGUGGAAGGGUGGGCACAGAAGAUUCACGCGGCUAUUGAGGAACGCAAAACGCUCAUGUCGCGUGAGUACUUCACAGAUGAAGAUGAUUCGGACUAUGAUCGCAUGUUCGAUGAGGAUGGUAAUUAUGAUUCGGACUACUUGGACCAGUACGCGGACCCGUAUGUUGACUAG